CAAUCGGCGUGGCGGGCGGCCGGAGAGCGCGAAGGAUAGGGAAUAAAAACGAACGAACGAGGCGGUCCGGCGCCAUUUUGGGAGGGAGGGAGCGAGCGGGUGAGAGAGAGAGAGAGACGGAGAACAGGGACAGAGGUGAGCCCUGCGCCUCAGUCAGUCAGUCAGCGAGUGAGCGGCUAUGUCGGGACGAGGUAAAACCGGCGGGAAAGCCCGAGCCAAGGCCAAGACGCGCUCCUCGCGGGCCGGGCUGCAGUUCCCGGUGGGCCGCGUGCACCGGCUGCUGAGGAAAGGCAACUACGCGGAGCGGGUGGGCGCCGGGGCCCCCGUGUACCUGGCGGCGGUGCUCGAGUACCUGACGGCCGAGAUCCUGGAGCUGGCGGGCAACGCGGCCCGCGACAACAAGAAGUCGCGCAUCAUCCCCCGGCACCUGCAGUUGGCCGUCCGCAACGACGAGGAGCUGAACAAGCUGCUGGGCGGCGUGACCAUCGCCCAGGGCGGCGUCCUGCCCAACAUCCAGGCCGUGCUGCUGCCCAAGAAGACGUCGUCCGGGGCCUCGUCUGGAUCUGGGGGGGGAGGAGGCGGCGGAGGCAAGGCCGGCGGGAAGAAGAGCUCCCAGCAGUCACAGGAUUACUGAGGGGAGAGAGAGAGAGAGGGGGGGAAAGAGGAGAGAGUGAUGUAGAGAGAGAGAUAGAGAGAGAGAGCGACCACCACCAUCAUCACCAUCAUCAUCAUCAACCCCGGGCAGCACGAAGUGAAG
This is a messenger RNA of Callorhinchus milii (elephant shark), 757 nucleotides long. RefSeq names its product histone H2A. The record is from RefSeq and is a predicted model, not a curated record. Gene Ontology annotation, molecular function: DNA binding; structural constituent of chromatin; protein heterodimerization activity. Lineage: Eukaryota; Metazoa; Chordata; Chondrichthyes; Chimaeriformes; Callorhinchidae. Bases 179 to 634 code for a protein of 151 amino acids. Gene Ontology annotation, cellular component: nucleosome. The transcript has a single exon.